This is a messenger RNA of Acaulospora colombiana, 891 nucleotides long. The record is from the annotation of a GenBank genome assembly. NCBI's taxonomy places the organism in Eukaryota, Fungi, Glomeromycota, Glomeromycetes, Diversisporales, Acaulosporaceae.
AUGGUCAAGGAUGUAAUACCUCAAGUCCUGGUCAUGUUUGAAGACUCGGAACCGUCUGUUCGCGAGGCAGUCUUGAGAGUGGCAUUCCGAGAUAUAAUAAAGGAUGCAGUUCCUCAAAUCGUAGAUAUGCUCAAGGAAUCAGGGCAUGCUCGCCUGCCAGCUUUGAGGGUGAUUGUGCAGCUGGCUCAGCAUGAUAUGGCCAUGGAGGCAAUUCCUCAAGUCGUAGACGCGUUGAGAGACGUACUGUGGGAUGUUCGCCGAGCAAUCGUGACAGCGAUUGGUCAACUGGCUCAAUAUGGCGAAGCUGUAGAGUCACUUCGAAACAAGGUCAAGGAUGGGAUCCCUCAACUCAUGAACAUGUUGAAGGACCCAGAUGUGGAUGUUCGCCUGGAAGCUGUGACAGUAAUUGGGCAACUGGCUCAAUAUGUCGAAGAGUCGUUUAGAGAUGCGACCAAGGAUGCGGUACCUCAACUCAUGGACAUGUUCAAGGACACAGAGCAUAAUGUUCGCCAAGCAGCUGUGAAAGAGAUUUGGAAGCUAGUUCAGCAAGCUGCAGAGUCACUACCGGACAUGGCCAAAGGCACGAUCCCUCAACUCGUGGAGUGUUUCAAACAUUCGGACUCUGGUGCUCGCCACGCGGCUACAAUGAUGUUUAAGCAGCUGCUUCAACAUCAAUAUACCAAUAUCGAGGGUCUAAGAAACCAGUGGCCUACAGCACUGGAACGCCUAUGCUACGAAUCAAACGAAACAAUAGCCAACCCGGCGGCUCAUAUCAUUGGUCAAUUUGCCGAAAACGGAGCUACACAAUCCAAAUUCGACGGUACGACCUUGUGCUGCAUCUAUUUGGGUCGCACUCGCGUCCUACGCAUCGCUUCGGGAACCCCUGUAUGA